Messenger RNA from Linum tenue, 864 nucleotides. The record is from the annotation of a GenBank genome assembly. NCBI's taxonomy places the organism in Eukaryota, Viridiplantae, Streptophyta, Magnoliopsida, Malpighiales, Linaceae.
GAACGGAGCAGACGACGAGAAAUCGAAAGAGCGAACCGGUCACCGGAUCUUCCUUUGGCGGCGGCGGGGAUGGACGGUGAACGAGCCGAGGAAGCGGAGAAAUCAAAAGAGGAGAAACCGAUAUUCGAUGCGUCGGAGAUAGAGUAUGUGAGUUACGCAGGCGAGCAUCACUUACCGCUAAUCAUGAGCCUGGUUGAUCAGGAACUCAGCGAACCCUACUCCAUCUUCACUUAUCGCUAUUUCGUGUACCUAUGGCCCCAGCUUUGUUUCCUGGCGUUCCAUAGAGGUAGAUGCGUGGGGACGGUGGUAUGCAAAAUGGGGGAGCAUCGAAACACUACGUUCAGAGGCUACAUUGCUAUGCUGGUUGUCAUCAAUCCUUAUCGUGGGAAAGGCAUUGGUAAUCAUACUUACACUCUCUAGCUCGACUGUACAACUACAAAAACUUAGAAAGAUUGGACCUUUUUGGCAUGUAUGUGGAUGGAUGUGCUUGAUGGAGGAGAUUGGUAUUGUAUGGGACAAAUUUUGAUGCGAAAAGGGGUUUUUUAGCUUGAGGGAAGCUGGCUGCUGAAAUGGGCAUUUGGAUGGCAGGGAGCUGUUGGCUAACUUCUUUCCACCACUCUGUUUUUUCUGCCUGGGUUUGGCUGACUCCUUUCUCAAGUGCAUGAUUGAGCUUUAAGUAACUGAUGUCCAAAGUUGCAGCUGUGUUUCAAGCUUGAAACCAAGACUUUGAUCCGUUGUUUAAUACAGUCUGUAUCUUUUUAUUGCCCCUUUAGUCUGCAUUGUCUCUGCUGUGUUUCUCCUGGAGAUGUUUAGUUCUUGUGAACUCUAAUCUUCUAGUUUAUUUAAUACUAUAUCACCAUUAUC